Sphaerulina musiva SO2202 is the source of this 1010-nucleotide messenger RNA. Its product is annotated as ubiquinol-cytochrome c reductase iron-sulfur subunit. The record is from RefSeq and is a predicted model, not a curated record. Bases 93 to 830 code for a protein of 245 amino acids. The transcript is spliced from 2 exons. Lineage: Eukaryota; Fungi; Ascomycota; Dothideomycetes; Mycosphaerellales; Mycosphaerellaceae. Gene Ontology annotation, biological process: mitochondrial electron transport, ubiquinol to cytochrome c. Gene Ontology annotation, cellular component: membrane. Gene Ontology annotation, molecular function: 2 iron, 2 sulfur cluster binding; quinol-cytochrome-c reductase activity.
CACCACCACCACCUCUACCACCGCCGCUACGACGACGACGACCCCCCAUUGGACUCGCUGACUGCCGCUCCUGCAUCUCCCUCACCGUCGCCAUGUCCAUCUCCUCUCGCGCGGCGUCUUCGCUGGUGCGUGGCGCCGGUCGCCAGACGCUGCCCGCCCUGCGCACCUCGACCACCGCCAUCCAGAAGAACACCGAGAGGACUGCCUCGACCGAUGCCUCGACAUCGCACGCCGAGUUCAAAUCCCCCUUCUCCCGCGGCUCGAGUAGCAAGCCGGACACCACCAACAUCCCGUCCUUUAAGAGCUAUCGCAACAAGGGCAGCGAGACGAGCAACAAGAUGUUCCAGUAUUUCAUGGUCGGCGCAUUUGGUGGUAUCUCGGCUCUUGGAGCCAAGAACACUGUGCAAGACUUCCUGGUAAACAUGUCCGCAUCUGCCGAUGUCCUGGCUCAGGCCAAGGUCGAGGUCGACCUCGCAUCCAUCCCCGAAGGCAAGAAUGUCAUCAUCAAGUGGCGUGGCAAGCCCGUCUUCAUCCGUCACCGCACCGCCGACGAGAUCAAGGAGGCCGAAGACUUGGACUGGAAGACGCUUCGGGACCCACAGCCUGAUUCAGACCGUGUGAAGAAGCCGGAAUGGCUCAUCAUGCUGGGUGUCUGCACCCACUUGGGUUGUGUGCCCAUUGGUGAGGCGGGAGACUAUGGAGGAUGGUUCUGCCCGUGCCACGGUUCUCACUACGAUAUCUCGGGUCGUGUAAGAAGGGGCCCAGCACCAUUGAACUUGGAAGUGCCAGCGUACGACUUCCCAGAAGAUAAUGCGCUCGUCAUUGGUUAAGCGCGGGGACGGGAGUGGACAUGAGAGGGAGAAAAAGACGUCGAGUGUAGCUGGGAAUGAAGACAGGUGGUAUACGCUGAGCCAGACAGGCGCGGCCCUUGUACAGUUAAAGAUACAUCAUCUUGUUUUAGCGCUGGUGAGAUCAGGUCUGUAAAAGAGGUCACAUUUACGCGCUAUCCC